Myxocyprinus asiaticus (Chinese sucker) is the source of this 1264-nucleotide messenger RNA. RefSeq names its product adiponectin, C1Q and collagen domain containing, b (gene adipoqb). Bases 108 to 971 code for a protein of 287 amino acids. Gene Ontology annotation, molecular function: protein binding. The transcript is spliced from 3 exons. The record is from RefSeq and is a predicted model, not a curated record. Lineage: Eukaryota; Metazoa; Chordata; Actinopteri; Cypriniformes; Catostomidae.
UCAUCUCCAACAAAGGCAGUUGCUUGGUGGCUGCUCCUCGCUGUCCUGUACUGUUCUUCUUUUGGGGACACACACUUAAGUUCUUUGAUAUUUCAAUUAAAACUAGAAUGAAGCUACUGUGGAAGUUCUUUCUGGGAAUCCUUCUCAUUGGACGGCCUGGUCAAAGUCAAGAUGAAGACUCUCUAGAGGAGAAACUGGAGGAGCCAGCAGAGGAUGAAGGGGCUGAAGAUGGAGGAGAUGUUGUGACGGAGGCAGCAGAAGAGGUGGUGGAAGAGCCUGAGGGUCCAUGGGCAGAUGUCAGUCAACCUGAUGAUAGACAGCCAUGUGCCAUGUGGAUGGGAGGUGUUCCUGGCACACCUGGGCACAGUGGACAACCUGGGAGAGAUGGCAGAGAUGGGCAUGAUGGUCCAAGGGGCGAGAAAGGAGAUAAAGGUGAACCAGGUAUGAAAGGAGAUCCAGGUGAGAAGGGGGACGUCGGCCCUGCUGGACCAAGAGGCUUUCCUGGAAACCCUGGUCUGAAAGGAGCCCAUGGUGAAAGUGCCUUUUCUUACCACUCAGCCUUUAGCGUAGGUCUCAGUGAAUUCGUUUCAGCCUCCAAUGUGCCAAUUCGCUUCAACAAGUUCUUCUACAAUGACCAGCACCACUACGACAAUGUUUCCGGAAAGUUCAAUUGUGUUCUGCCAGGGGUGUACUUCUUCACUUACCAUUUGACAGUGUACACUAAAGAUGCAAAGGUCAGUCUAUACAAGAAUGACAAGGCCAUCAUGUUCACCUAUGACCAGUAUCAGGAGAACAACGUGGAUCAGGCAUCAGGUUCUGUUAUCCUGAGACUGCAGGCAGGAGAUGAGGUGUGGCUGCAGGUUUAUGGAGACAAGGAGUUUGGUGGAAUCUAUGCAGAUAACAGUAAUGACUCUACCUUCUCUGGUUUCCUCCUGUAUCCUGACAUUCCUGUCCCUGCACAGAGACGUUAACUAUAAACUAAAUGUAUCCAUUUGGCUAUUUUUGGCAGGAAUAGAUAUGGUUCAGUCCUGUACCAGGCUAUUGUAUAGUUAUGAGAUUCAGCACAUUCUUUGUAUGAAAUUGGCAGGAGAUAUUGAAAUCCAUUUGUAUUUUAUGUUUACAAAAUAUGACACAUAAAGAGUGUUAGAGUCAAAUUAGUUUUAUGCUUUAUAUUUCUGCUUUUUUUUUUCAAUAGUCUGUUGUGUGUUAACAGUGUCUUUGCUUUUCCAUUAUAACUAGAAAAUAAACCUGAUGUUGUUGAUGA